Molecule: messenger RNA, 390 nt
Organism: Trypanosoma conorhini
Lineage: Eukaryota; Euglenozoa; Kinetoplastea; Trypanosomatida; Trypanosomatidae
Exons: 1
Coding region: 1-390 (129 amino acids)
Source: RefSeq, a predicted model, not a curated record
AUGGAAACUCAAUGUUUUCAUGUUAUUUCUGUAUUUUUACAAAAAGAACUCGAGGAUCGUUGUGAUAUUUAUGAGGAAGAGCAGGGAAGACGCUAUAGCAUUGCGUUACUUGCGAAUAGUGCCAUGGUUAGAUUUCAUAGAGAAUGCGAAACAGCUUUUUUACUGUCUCAAAAUGCGUUAAUCGAAAACUUGGAUAAAAUAGCUACUUUACAGAAGCAAAUUUCUGAUAUUAACGAAGAGAAUGCUAUUAGCACUGGCACAGAUGUAUCUGGAGGUUGCAACGAUGGGACGGAGAGGAAUUUUGUGGAGGAUACAGAUGAUAAUGAAUCUCUUAAUGAAAUGAAAAAGUUAUUAACAGAAUGUUGGGUAGUUUUGGGCCAAGAUACAUAG